AUGGUGUCAAGAAAUGAUGGUGCACGACCAAAAACGCCAUGGGCGGCUGUAAGAAGAUUCCUGAAUAAUACCACAGCUCAUGGGCUCCCACGCAUACCACAUGCGAGGAAUAAAAGAGGAAAACUGUUUUGGAUGACUGUAUGGUUUUCCUUCUUCACGGUUUUCUUUGUACAGGCCCUGAUUCUUCUCUCGAAGUACCACAGCCGGCAUCCAAUCAUAGUGAUUACGGCGAGUUGUUCCUUCUGUACAUUCGAUACAUCGUUUAUUGAGGCUUAA
Cylicocyclus nassatus is the source of this 276-nucleotide messenger RNA. Lineage: Eukaryota; Metazoa; Nematoda; Chromadorea; Rhabditida; Strongylidae. The record is from the annotation of a GenBank genome assembly.